UCCGCUCAAAGCUACUGCACGUGAAAACGGAAGUUGCAUGCCUUUUAUUAACAACCUGUUUCUGGAAAUCUGGAAACUUCCCCGUGUAUUUUAAUGCGACUAAUGUCUGUUAUUUGUCUAAAGCUCUGAUGAUUGAAGAAAAAUCAACAUUGAUUACAUUGUAACUUACUUAUCAGCAGGUUCGGGGUGUUUCUUAUGCAAAAAAAAAACGUAUAAAGUCUGGCUGUGAUGGAAGUGGUACUUUCUACCCCAGAGACUUUCUCCAGCAGUGUAAGGAAAAAAAACCUGCUUCCUCUGAGCCAACUGGUAGAGGACACCAGAAAAAGUGUCCCCCAUCACCUGCUUGAAACCAGGGAGUUCACAAAAUUGAAGAGUAACAGUGUAGUUCAAGCUGAACCAUCAGAACUGCAUUUCAGUGGUUUUGAAGUAGGAAAGGAUUAUAGGAAGAUCUUGAAACUUGUCAACAUCUCUUCUGAAGUUAUCAGUGUCCACAUUCUUCCACCUCUGACUAAGAAUUUUCAAAUAAAGUACAUAAAAAAGUGCCGACUGGUUCCGGGUCUGGCAUAUACUGUUACAGUAAGCUUCCAUCCAGACGAGUGGCAUUAUUUUUUUGACAACAUCAGAAUUCACUGCGAGGGAGAGGAGAACUUACUGGUUCCUGUUCACGCAUAUCCCGUUAUCAACGAUCUUCAUAUUCCAUCUCACAUUACUUUACCACCUGUGCCACUUGGACAGAGCAUCAGUCAUGUGAUUCCACUUAGUUGCAGUUGUCCGAUAGACUUUGAAUUUCAUGUGCAUUGCCUACGACCCCAUGAAGCCUUUACUGUGAGCCCUCUAUCAGGGAUCAUUCCAGCAAAUGGAAAGACGGAGAUAAAAGUGACUUUCACACCUGUGCUGUAUUGUACAGCUGACAUUACACUGCAGCUGGUUAUCUCUCAAUUCAACUGUAAACCUGUUGUUUGGACAGUUACAGGUUCCUCUUCUCCAUUUCUGCUGCUCAGUCAAAAAGAUGAAACUGUUGAGGAUGAUGUUUUGGUUGGAAAGCGAAAGAUCGUUGAUGGAAAACCUGUUGCAUCCCAUCAUAGACCUAAAAUGGCUCUUGCCUUGGCGAAGGGUGGUGAGAAGAGAAGAAAAGGUGAUUCACAGCUGAUGGUCUCCACCACCGAUAUCACUACUAAUGCGGACCAGACUAAAAAGAUGAAGGAAGCCGCAUUUUUAAAGAAGGCGAAACAAAAGCAGGAGAAAGCCAUUCUUGACCGCUGGCCGGUUGAUGUGGGUAAUGACAAACUUAAAAUGUUGAAGGUGCAAGACGAGGCAGUUGGUGCAUGUAAACAAAAAUAUAGUGGUAUGUCAUUGGCCAUAUCAAGAUCUUCACCGAAACGUUCUUCACAAGGAAUUUUGAGAAAUGCAGGACAGCUCCCAGGAUGCCCUGCCGUUUUCAGCAGCUAUGACACUGGCCAGCUCGAGGUCAAACCAAAAGCACUUAAACUCUUCCAGCAAGCUGUUCGUAAGGUUGUUCGUCAAUGUCGAAUAAACAAGAGGCGUCAGGCAGAUGAAAAAUCGGCUGAACAACUUUUGAAGCUGACACCAGAAAAGCUUCUGCCCUUCAGAUUUCCUACAUUUCUACCUGAAGAUCAACUUGACGAACUGGCUGUGAGUGCAUUGGGUCACGUUCCUGUGAGUCCGCCAAUACCGAAUAUGAAACCCAGCACCAUUCCAGCAACCUGCAGUCUAAAGGUUCCCCAGUAUAACAGACCAGUUGUAUAUCAGCCAGUAUCUGUGUUUGAUGCUGCAGCAACAUUAAUUCCAUCUAACCUGUUUACAACAUUACGCACUGGAGCAGAGGAUGAGCUUUUGCCAGUGCUGGCAUGUUCAUCUGCAGACCUCAGCGAUGAUGAGGAGGACAGGAACACAGAGGAACCUGAGGGAUCAAAUCAGGAUUUACAUCCCAGUCUUAGUUUCUGUGCUCCUGAAGCAUUACUCAAACCACCGAAUGCACAUCCUCUCCGGAUUUUUAAUCCUGCACCACAUGUUUACGCCUUUAAAUCAUCCCCGCUGUACCUGGAGUGUGAUCGAGACUUUCACCUCUGCCCACUGCAACGAUAUACUCCGAAGGGCAAUGUAGUGGGCAUGUACGCCCCUGCAAAGAAGCUUCUAGAUAGAAAGGAUAUAAUCAAAGGGAUUAUGACAUGGAAGAAGUUUCCUUCAGUGGCUUUGAGCACUAUAUCCAGUAUGUCAACAUUUACAGGAGAUCACGCCCCACGCAUGUCUGAUCCCUUCAGUAACAUAUUGCUUCCUGUGGAGGCACCACCUGCUCUUCAGAAUCUGCCUGACAGCAUCAUAGACGAGAUUCAAGCUGGAUUGUCAGACGUCUCAGAGCUCAGUCUCACUCCUGAGAUGGUGGAAGCAGAGUUUGGCCUGCCUGAGAGAUUUUCAACACCAUCUCCGAAAGAGAAUAAAGACGAUGGAAUUCGAAUGACAAAAUCGGCAGGAACAACCAGCAGGUUUAAGAUGUUAACGAGCGUAUCCACUGGACAUUGGUUAUUCUCAUCUUUGGUAGCUCCUGAAGGCUUCAUGUUUGAAAACAGCACCACCAGCGUAAAUGCAGCAUACAGAACCAAAAGCGAUCUACUAUGUUUAACAGGAAUGGAAAAUUCGUUGGACACGUGACAAACUAAGGAAAAGUUUAAAGUCGGAAAAGCUGGUGCGCCAACAAAGAGUUGUAGAUCAAAAGAUAAAUCAUUGUCACAUCAAACACGCUGACGUUCCUCGUGAUAGCUACCUUGGAUUACUCAGAAAAGCGCAGGAUACCAAACUGCAUCAAUGGAGGAACAAAUUACAAAAUACAAGUCCAGCCAUUACGGAGCAGCAAAAACAGUGUGCAUUGUUUCUUUUUCAUAUGUAAGAUAAAUGAAACAAAAUUUGUUUUGGUUUUUAAAUAUACUAUUACACGGCUUUCUGGAAUAUUUGUUUUUGAUUAGUCAAUCCUCCCAUUCAUAUUUGUUAGAAUGACUAUAAACUGCAUAACUGACUAUUCCCUAAGUUAACCUGAGUCAACAAAGUUUUGUUGAUUUAUCUGUUAAUUGGCUGUAAAACAUAUACAUAAAGGUGUUUUAAAGAACCUGUUUGUGAAACAUAAAAGUACUUCAGCUAUUAAAGGCUCUUUAUGGAACCA
Molecule: messenger RNA, 3175 nt
Organism: Misgurnus anguillicaudatus (oriental weatherfish)
Lineage: Eukaryota; Metazoa; Chordata; Actinopteri; Cypriniformes; Cobitidae
Gene: cfap221
Product: cilia and flagella associated protein 221
Biological process (GO): cilium movement; motile cilium assembly
Cellular component (GO): 9+2 motile cilium
Source: RefSeq, a predicted model, not a curated record